Messenger RNA from Paramisgurnus dabryanus, 1788 nucleotides. RefSeq names its product ZPR1 zinc finger (gene zpr1). Gene Ontology annotation, molecular function: zinc ion binding. The record is from RefSeq and is a predicted model, not a curated record. Gene Ontology annotation, cellular component: nucleus. Lineage: Eukaryota; Metazoa; Chordata; Actinopteri; Cypriniformes; Cobitidae.
CAAUCGCACGUGAGGAUGUUACACAGAAACGCGUGGAGACUGCUGGAAACUUCUAGCUGAACGCUAGUUGUCCAUAAUUAACAACGUCAGCCUGCAUUUACCUUUCAACCAGAGAGUGUAAAUACUUUUAAACGACAGCACCGGACAGUAUGUCAGUUAUCGAAGAGGAGCGCGUGCGCGGUGGAGUUUUUAAAGACAUUAAUGCAGAAGAUGAAGAUGCUCAACCUACCGUGAUCGAGAGUUUGUGCAUGAACUGUUAUGAAAAUGGGAGCACGCGUCUUCUGCUCACUAAAAUCCCUUUCUUCAAAGAAAUUAUUAUCAGCUCCUUCACAUGUCCACACUGCAACUGGUCCAACACAGAAAUCCAGUCUGCUGGCAGGAUACAGGAACAAGGUGUCAUAUACACCUUAGAAGUGAAGAGCAAAGAGGAUAUGAAUCGUGAGGUGGUGAAGUCUGACGGUGCAACAGUCAGAAUACCAGAAGUUGAUUUUGAAAUUCCUGCUUUUACACAGAAGGGCUCAUUGUCAACAAUUGAGGGCCUGUUGGGCAGAGCAGUGUCAGGUUUAGAACAAGACCAACCCAUUCGAAAGGCAACAGAUCCAGCUGUAGCUGAAAAAAUAGACGGGUUCAUCCAGAGGCUGAAAAAACUUGAAGAAGUAGAAGAGCAAUUCACACUAAUUAUUGAUGAUCCAUCUGGAAACAGUUUUAUUGAGAACCCAUUCGCCCCUCAGAAAGACAUCGCUCUUUCUGUCACACAUUACAAAAGAACGUCUCAGCAGGAUGCUGCACUUGGAAUAGAGGCAGAGGAGGAGCAAGAAGACGAAAAGCCUGCCAAUGAUCUAGACACCAUGAGAAAUGAGGUGUUAGUGUUCAACACUAAUUGUCCAGAAUGCAACGCCCCAGCUAAUACAAACAUGAAGCUUGUUCAAAUUCCACACUUUAAAGAGGUUAUUAUAAUGGCCACUAACUGUGACAGCUGUGGGCAUCGCACCAAUGAGGUGAAAUCAGGAGGAGCCACAGAAGAACUGGGAACCAGAAUAACCCUACACAUAACUGACCUUUCAGACAUGUCCAGAGACCUUCUGAAGUCAGAGACGUGUGGCGUGUUGAUUCCCGAACUGGAGUUUGAGUUGGGAAUGGCGGCUCUCGGAGGGAAGUUCACUACCCUGGAAGGUCUUCUAAAGGACAUCAAAGAUUUGAUUGUUUCAAAAAACCCAUUCAUGUGUGGAGACAGCUCUACAGGCGAUAGAGCAGAAAAACUGGAGGCUUUUGGGCAAAAGAUCGACAAGAUUAUGGCAGGAGAGAUGGAUGUUCAUAUCAUCCUGGAUGAUCCAACAGGGAAUAGUUAUCUUCAGAAUGUUUACGCUCCUGAUCCCGAUCCAGAAAUGAAAAUUGAGAAGUACACCCGGACCUUUGAGCAGAAUGAAGACUUGGGGCUGAAUGACAUGAAGACAGAGGGGUACGCAGAGACUUAGUCAAAUGGAGAUGAGCACUUAUAGGACAAAUCCUUUAUAUGAAUGUUAUUUAAUUCACUUUUAUUGUAAGUAACCACCAUGACUAGAAAUGUAGUCUUAAAGGCAAAAUUAUGUUUUUGGGAGGGGAAUCACUAUUUUGGCUCGAGUAUGCAAGGAUCUGAGUUUUCCAUGUUGCCAUUAAAUCAUUUUAAGUUAUUGCAAAUUUUGGUCGGAUUGGCUACGGUGCCCUUGUGUUAAAUAUACUCAAAUUGUUACCAAGUUGUAAAAUACUUUAAACUACGGACACUCAAUAAAGUAGUCUUAAUAAUGUCAA